Racocetra persica is the source of this 450-nucleotide messenger RNA. The record is from the annotation of a GenBank genome assembly. Lineage: Eukaryota; Fungi; Glomeromycota; Glomeromycetes; Diversisporales; Gigasporaceae.
UGCUGCACGUAAUAAAAUUACUGGUGAAGGUGUUGCAAUCAAAAAGGUUACCAAUGUUUUCAAUAAAACCAUCUUAACAAAGCGUGCUCUUCGUGAAGUAAAGUUGUUACAACACUUUAGAGGUCAUAAAAAUAUCACAUGUCUGUAUGAUAUGGAUAUAAUUAAUCCUAAUGAUUUUAAUGAAAUAUAUCUAUAUGAAGAAUUAAUGGAAGCUGAUCUUCAUGCUAUUAUCCGUUCUGGCCAACCACUUACGGAUGCUCAUUAUCAAAGCUUUACUUAUCAAAUAUUGUGUGGAUUAAAGUAUAUCCAUUCAGCAAAUGUAUUACAUCGAGAUUUAAAACCUGAGGAUCCUGCUGCAAAUUCUGGUUUUAUGACAGAAUACGUUGCCACAAGAUGGUAUAGGGCUCCUGAAAUCAUGCUUAGUUUUCAAAGUUAUACCAAAGCUAGUGG